This is a messenger RNA of Cuculus canorus (common cuckoo), 4304 nucleotides long. RefSeq names its product CACN subunit beta associated regulatory protein (gene CBARP). The transcript has 10 exons. NCBI's taxonomy places the organism in Eukaryota, Metazoa, Chordata, Aves, Cuculiformes, Cuculidae. The coding region runs from base 560 to 2875 and encodes 771 amino acids. Gene Ontology annotation, molecular function: transmembrane transporter binding. The record is from RefSeq and is a predicted model, not a curated record. Gene Ontology annotation, biological process: negative regulation of voltage-gated calcium channel activity; negative regulation of calcium ion-dependent exocytosis. Gene Ontology annotation, cellular component: plasma membrane; secretory granule.
GGCUGGGGGGCGCUCUGACGUGGGCAUGGCUGAUGAGGCGCGGUGGGGAGCGUCCCGGCCUCGGCCCUGGCCCUGCCCCACAGUCCCAGCGGCUCGGGGAACCGGGCCUGACCCUCGGGACUCGGGGGGGGCAACCUGCGACGGGUCCCGGGGCUGUGGGGCAGGGCUCGGUGCAGGCGGAUAGGGCUGUGGGGCAGGCAAGGGGGCUGUGGGGCGGUCACGGGUGCAGGCAGGGCUGUGGGGCAGGAUUGGGUGCAAACGAGGGUUGUGGGGCAGGCAGGGCUCAGGGCAGACGGGGGCUAUGGGGCAGGGCUGUGGGGCAGCCGGUGCUGUGGGGCAGAAGGCCGUAGGGCAGCAGAGGGUUGUGGGUCAAGGCUGUGGGGCAACCACGGGGUAACACGGGGCCGUGGGGCAGCCGGGCCCGCGCACCCCCGGCCCCACGUGACGCCCGCGCGGGGGCGGCUCCGGUUCAUUCAUAAAUCGCGGGGCCGCCCCGAGCGCGGUGGCGGCGAUGGAGCCCCGGUUUCGCUGCUAGGACGCGCUCCGGCUGCCACAGACCAUGAAUGAUGACCCGACACCUUGGGACAACGCGACCGAGAGCACCACGGCGGUGCCCGGCGAGGUGUCCCCCCAGGAUGGGUACGUGCUGCUCCUCGCCCUGCUCUCCAUCUUCAUCGGGGGAACCCUAGUGCUGCUCUCCAGCAUCCUGAUCAUCUGCCGCCGCUGCUGCGAGGCCGACCGACGGCAUUCCAGAGCCAGCGAUGACCCUGAGAAAACCAACACCACCUACCUGGAUGACUCGCAGCCCACCCAGGAUAUCACCAUCAAAGUGGAGGACCCCGACUGCCUCUCGUCCUCCAGCUACCGGGAUGCAGAGAGCGAGCGAUUCCUGUCCUCCAGCUCCUCCACCGCCCGCCGCGUUUCCUUCAAUGAGGCUGCGCUCUUUGACCAGGGCAAGAAGACCCAGGAGAAGGGGAGGAGGUACACACUGACCGAGGGCGACUUCCACCACCUGAAGAAUGCACGCCUGACCCACCUGCCCCCCGCGCCCCCUGCCCUCAGGAUCGUAACCAUCCACGAGUGCGAGACCAGUGAAAACAGCCCUGCCAUGGCCCCCUGUCCGCUCCUGCCCAAGCCUGGCCUUGCCAUCUUCCAGCCCCCUGGGGGAGCCCCCCGACCGCCGUCGCUCCCCAGCCACGCCGUGUGCCCCAGCUCUGCCUUGCCUGGGGACACCUACAACUCCACUGUGGACACCAGCUUCGCAGAAGCCAGCCCGGCUGCCUCCUCUGACUCUGGGGAGGGCCCCUCGUCUGCAGCAGCGCCCAGGGCUGGGAAGGGGGCUGGAGGUGUCAGCGUUGGCCCCCCCGAGCCCCCCCCAGCCCCCACGCAGGGCACCGUCCUGCAGUUCUUUACCCGCCUGCGCCGCCAUGCCAGCCUGGACGGGGCCAGCCCCUAUUUCAGGAUUAAGAAGUGGAAGCUGGAGAGCACCCAGCGGGCGUCCAGCCUGGACACGAGAGGGUCCCCCAAACGGCGGCAGUUCCAGCGGCAACGGGCAGCCAGUGAGAGCAUGGACCAGGAGGACCGGGACCCUCACCAGACAGACAUCAUCCAGUACAUCGCCCACACGGAUGAUGUGGCUUUCCACCCUGCGGGCGGCCCUUUCCUGCCCUCCCCCACCAGCCCGCCCCCCUCUCUCGGCAGGCUAGAGCUGGGCGAGGAAGGCAUGGGCAGCCCCAGCGACGCUGGUGUCUUGGAGCAGCCCAGCGCCUACCAUGACAUCUGGAGCCUGCGUGCCUCACUGGAGCUGUACGCCUCCUCGGAGCGGAGCAACGACCAGGACUCGGUGCGCAGCGACGGGGGGGACAGUAUCUCCUCUGCUGGCGGCGUGGCCCCCUGCCCUUCCUCCUCCUUGGACGAGGCCGAAGGCCCAGACGAGAAGCUCUGGGGUCGGCCCAAGCUGGAGGAAUCAGAGCCUGGCACACGCAAGCUGCUGCAGAUGGACAGUGGCUAUGCCUCCAUCGAGGCACCCAGUCGUGGGGGUGAGGAGGGGACCCCCAAGGACCAGACAGCCUCCGAGAAGCGCAUUUGCUUCACCAGUGCGGGUCGGAAAGGCACCAUCUUUGAGAGCUUCGGGGGCCAGGAGCCGGAGGAGGAGGAGGAAGAAGAGGAGGAAGAAGGGAGCACGGCCGGGAGCGCAGCACGUGGGGGACCCCCACGUCCCCACAGCCCCCUGGCCUGGUCCCCGUAUGGGCAGAUGUUCCCAGGGCGGGAUGUGCUGCCCCGGCGGGACUACAGCAUCGAUGAGAAGACGGAUGCUUUGUUCAACGCCUUCGUGCGCCAUGACCCCCAGUUCGACGAGUCACCGCUGCGGGGCAAGCACCGCUCCCGCAUCCACCUCCGGAAGCAGUGGCAGCACACCAAGCAGUACAGCGACCCUGGCGUGCGCUACCCCGCGCUUGAGCGGCACCGCACACCCUUGCGCCGUGGUGACAGCGCCAACUACCCCUUGGACUCCCGCUUCCAUAGCCCCCUGCCCCGCAUUGUCAGUGCCGGUGAUGAGGAGGCGAUGGAGGCAGCCAAUGGGGUCUCCCCAGCCUCAACGCUGCCUGACCCGGAGAUCCAGGUGAUUGUGGAGGAGCCUGGAGAGGUGGUCCCCGAGCCAAAGGCUGGCUGCGAGCCCCGCGGGGACGAUGACUGCCCUGGCUCGGGGAGGUGCUUGGAACUGGGCUCCAGUUCAGAGCUGAUGGACAAGAUCACUGGUGGCCUCGAAGAGCGGCUCUAUGGGCACUUGAGGAAAGCGGGAGAGAGCGAGAGCACGGAGCGUGCAGUGGCCGUGGCAGCCAGUGAUGCCCCCCCCGACCACAGCCCUGUUUAGACCCAGCGCCAGGGGCAGACACCCCGGUGGAGGGGGGUUUGGCCCACACUGGGGUCGGGGGCACCAUCCCCUCCUGCUGCUGGCACAGGGACCAGCUCGUGCCUGGGGUGCUGCGGGAAGUGUGGCCCCAGCACAGGAAGGCCAGGAGUGUGUGUGGGCUCCCCUGGCCAUAUGUUCCCCAGGGAGGGAGUAUGGUAGCGUGGGGGGGCCGAGCCCCCUCACUGUUGGGAGUGAGGUGCCAGGUGGUGGCGAGGAUCCCAGGCCGGGGGUGCUGGGGGUGCAGAAGUGGAGCUGGGAGGUCAGCAGGGAGGGACUCUGCCAAGAACCCCCACAAGCCCAACUGAGACGGAUCCUUCCCUCAUGACAGAGCUGAGAAAUAGAUCCGCUAUCUCCCCUCUCUGGUUUUUACAAGCAAUAAUGUCUCCUCUCUGGCCAGGGAAUGUCCUCGUGAGGAAAGGGCCAGAGCUAGGCCUCCCCCUGGCUGGCUGGGCAAUGCUAUGGUGCUUCCCUGGGGGGGAGGGCAGUUAUUUAGGGAGAAGAAGUCGCCUCCUAAAGCUCACAGCCCCCCCAUUCUGCAGGGAGCCUAGGAUCUAAACUGGAAGCAGGGGGACUGGGGUAGAGGGAUGCUGGAAGGGGGUCAGAGCGAGCUGUGGGUACCACAGUGGCAUCCAAGGGCUGGGGGGCAGGACCAGCCCUGCCCUGUGCUGUAAAUACCCCUAAUGGGGUGAGGGUUGCCCCUCGCCUGCCCUGGGUGCUGUCCCAUCUGCCAUGGGUACCCCAAGUGCCCCGCACCCCUCUGGGAGUGCAGUGUGGGGCUCCAGGUGGUGCGAGGUUAUUUAUUGAUGUUUACGAAAGUGAACGCUGCUGCGCUGGGAAGGGGGGCGCUUUGGAUUGGGCUUUGAGUUGUGUUUCAAAGGAUGGAUGGAAAGAGGAGCAUGAGCUGCAUUACCAGGGAGCCGGGGCAGGCGGGAGGCAGGCAGGGCUCAGCGAGGGCCCCCCUGCCGCUGCACCCCACUUGCAUGCGAGUAAAGAAGCCGGGUUGCUCCUUCCCUCUGCAAAGUCUCUGUCCAAAGCACUAACUCUGCGUUUUUAAAUCUAUAAACAAAGGAAAAAACCCAAACCCAAACGACUGUGACUUCCUGAGCUUUGCUUCUCACCUGCUGCUGCUGGGGAGGGCAGGGACCCAAUCCUGCCCCAGCAUUUCCCCAGCUCUUGUCCUGGCAUCACCCCAAUCCUGCCCUGGCACUGCCCCAGCUCCUGCUCCAGCAUCAUCCCAAUCCUGCCUUGGCAUCACCCUUGCAGCCCCAAUCCUGCCCCGGCAUCAUCCAACAGUGGCUCCCACAGGAGCAGGGUUGUGCACAGGGGCUCCUGCACCCACCUCAAAGCCUUGCAGCCCCUGGCAGAGGGGUGAGGAAGGACACGAAAACCA